Anolis carolinensis (green anole) is the source of this 1522-nucleotide messenger RNA. RefSeq names its product serum amyloid P-component. The coding region runs from base 476 to 1306 and encodes 276 amino acids. The record is from RefSeq and is a predicted model, not a curated record. Gene Ontology annotation, molecular function: complement component C1q complex binding. Gene Ontology annotation, biological process: innate immune response. The transcript has 2 exons. NCBI's taxonomy places the organism in Eukaryota, Metazoa, Chordata, Lepidosauria, Squamata, Anolidae.
AAGAAUGCACACAAUAAAAAAUACUAUAGCUAUUUAAAGCUUAACAUUUAUGGCAAAUGGACACUUGCUUAGUCCAAAAGAGUUGUUUCCCCAAGAAACACUCCUUCAUUAUAUCCGAGACAACAUCCUUAACAAGACACCCACACUUAUCCACUUACUGUGUAAAUCUUGUUGUGUUCAAUGGGGUUAUUCUCGGGUGAACAGUGUCGUAUUGCAGUUAAAAUCUUGGCCCUUCUUUCAACUUGGGACAGAAAAUUGCCCUUCAGAUUAUCCUCAUUUUCUAUGAACUUUGAGAAGCACAGAUUGGGUUUUCCAGACAACGGCGUUCUUUAUUCAGCAAAAAUUAAUCCAAGUUAAGUCUCUUUCAGUCCACGGAUUGAGAAGGAUCCCUUUCAGGCUUUUGGGCCGUUAAGGAAUCAACUGGUAGCUGAUACCAGGAUUAGGAACAGGAAGGAAUUUUCUGCUCAUUUCAAGGAUGAUUUCCUUGGCAGUGGACUGGCUAAAAAGCCUUGCUCGUCCCUCACACUGUGGGUAUAAAUACAAGAAAAAAGGGGUGCAGUCACUCACAUUUGGAGACUGGGUUCUACAAGUCUUAUAUCUUCAACUCAUCAUGAAGAUUCUUCCCAUCUUCCUCUUCCUUUUGGUCAGCCUUUUGCAGUCACUUGCACAAGAAGAUCUCGACAAAAAGGUGUUCAUCUUCCCAGAGUCGACCAACACUAGCCACGUUCUUUUGAAGCCCAGCCUUCCGCGGCCGUUGACGGCCUUCACCAUCUGCCUGUGGUCUUACACGGACAUGACCCGUGCCCACACCCUCUUCUCUUACGCCACCAAGACCAACGACAACGAGAUCGUCAUCUUCAAAUCCAAACCCAACGAGUACAGCCUUUAUGUCGGAACAUCCGAUGUGCUCUUCAUCUUCCCCGAACACCUGACCGCGAAGCCUUCGUGGGAGCAGAUAUGUAUGAGUUGGGAGUCAGGCACCGGGAUGGUCGAAUUCUGGUUGGACGGGCAACCUUUGCCACGGAACGGCAUGAUGAAAGGGCACCGGAUAAGUCCAGAGGCGUGUAUUGUCCUUGGGCAGGACCAGGAUGCCUUUGGCAGUGGGUUUGAUAUCAACCAAUCCUUUGUUGGGGAGAUACGAGAUGUCUAUAUGUGGGAUCGGGUGCUGUCGGAUAACGAAAUGUGCCUGGUAUGGGGCAAUUCUGUUCCUCCCAGCCCUGUGAUUGACUGGAGGGCACUGAAUUAUAUGAUCAGAGAUUAUGUCGUCCUUAAGCCCUCUCUGCCUUCUGUCUGCAGAGCUGGGUAGACUGCAAGUCAAUCGUUUCAAUCAGGGAGGAGAACAUGUGGCCUUCCGAAUGUUGUUACACCAUAUAUGCAUUAUGCUAUGAAAGAAAAUUGAAAUAAAAAUUAUGUUCCUGGUUUGAAAGUGUUAUUUCCUGUUUAAUUGUACGGCACUUACUUUGAAAGUUGAUGUUAUAAUCUAGAAAUUUUGUCUUUGUGUCUGCCACAAACUAUGAGGGUU